UCUCCUUCGACGACCGCUGUACUUGUAUUAAUACCUGUUUUUAUUGAUCUGACCAUCUACAACCCCUCUCCUCCGGCUCGUCGACCUACGCCAUUGCACCUUCUCGCACCACAUCGCAUCGCAUCGCACGAAUUGCAAUCCCGCCAUGGCUCCUGCCGCGGAAGAGAACCAGACUCCACUAAAGAGAGCGAGGAUGAGAUCGAAAAUGACUCGCAAAAGAAGCCUCGCUUUGUCCAACCCACCCAUCUGCCAUCGCCAGUCACGCGCAAAGCCUCAAACUCGACCGAGGGACAAUUGACGGCCUCGACUGGUGUCUCGCAGCUGUCCGAGAAGCCCGAAGCCUCUCCUCCCUUUGCCGCCGGCUUGCACUCGCCUCCAUCCGACACCCAGCCCUACAGCCAGUUCUUGCCGCCACCACCCAUCAGCUACGAGGUCGAAGAUGAGGAAGCCGAAGGGGUCUGGGGCUACCUCGUGCCCCUUGAUGGAGUUUCAGAACCUCUAGUCUUGAGACGCCGUGCGGCAUGCCCCGUACCCCAAACAAAGGUCGGUCGUACCGAUGGUAAGAGUGCAGUGUCGCGCGACGAGUAUCUCAACCAAGAGGAGUCAUACGAGAAGGAGAAGGCAGAAAAGGGCAUUCCCGCUGGCGGUUAUCUCAUAGGAAGACAUCCCGAGUGUGUCAGCAACCGCCAUUGCCUGCUGUUCUGUGAGAAUAAGGAUAGUGACCAGAUUGCUGUCGUCGAGGAUCUUUCCGGCAACGGCACGUACGUCAACAAUGCCAUUGUGGGUCGAAACAAGCGACGCGACCUCUACGACGGCGAUGAACUAUCCGUUCUGGAUGUGGCACGUUUUAUCUUCCGAUACCCCAGCAUACGUGACACCAAUGGCUUCCGUCAACAAUACUCGAUUCAAGGACAGCUCGGAAAGGGCCACUUCGCGACAGUCUACCUGUGUACCGAGAAGUGCAGUGGUGCUCGCUAUGCUGUGAAAAAGUUCGAAAAGCGCCGGACGACGACUAACUCUCAGGCUGCCGAAGAGAGAAGCAGAGUAGAUGGUUUGCAACAAGAAAUUGGUGUGCUGAUGGGAGUCUCGCAUCCCAACGUCCUCUGUCUAAAGGACACGUUCGAUGAAAGCGACGGCGUGUACUUGGUCCUCGAGCUUGCCCCUGAAGGCGAACUCUUCAACUGGAUCGUCGCUAAACACAAGCUCAGUGAGACUGAAACUAGGAAGAUCUUCGUUCAGCUUUUCCAGGGCAUUAAAUAUCUGGUGUCCUGCAGNCACGAACGCAACAUUGUUCACCGCGACAUCAAACCUGAAAACAUUCUUCUCAUCGACCGUGAUUUGAACAUCAAGAUCGCCGACUUUGGACUCGCCAAGAUUAUUGGAGAAGAGUCAUUCACAUCCACUCUUUGUGGCACACCAUCGUAUGUUGCGCCCGAGAUUUUGGAGCAAGGCAAUCGUCGCAGGUACACACGGGCUGUCGAUGUAUGGUCGCUGGGUGUUGUCCUGUACAUCUGCUUGUGUGGUUUCCCACCAUUCAGCGACGAGCUUUACUCGCGUGAGAAUCCGUACACGCUUAGCCAGCAGAUCAGGAUGGGGCGAUUCGAUUACCCGAGUCCUUACUGGGACAGCGUCGGCGACCCGGCACUGGACUUGAUUGACAAGAUGCUUACAGUCGAUGUUGAGAAGAGAAUCACGAUAGAUGAAUGCCUUGAGCACCCGUGGACUACUGGACGCACAGAGAUGAGCUUUGGAGCAAGCAUGGAGAGCACAGAUGGCUUGACAGGGGCAAUGGGCAAGUUGGAUUUCUCUAAGCGAAAGCCAGUCCGCGAGAGGACACUGCUCAGCUCCAUCAACGAUGCAACCUUUUUCAAGACACAGGCAACAGAGAAGGACGAUCGAGACGUCAAGGUCUGGGAACAGAACAAGGAUCAAGACAAGAAGACGAAUGUCAAGGAAGAGGCACCGGCGCAUGACAGAAACCCGGACGAGGACAACAAUAACACCCAAUUGUUGCCCGCGGCUCGAUCUUCUUCCUCGAACCUCAGUCAACGAACAAUGGGAGUCUUGGCCACUUUUACUGACGCCGUUUCGGCGCAUUUGGGCGACAAGCCUCUGUGGCUCGCCGUCUCGAUCGUCGGCGGCGCGGCUUUCGUUCUCGCCAUUGUCCUCAAUGUUCUCUCGCAACUGCUGCCCGUCCGUCGCAAGGGCUCCGAGCCGCCGCUCGUCUUCCACUGGGUGCCCUUCAUUGGCAGCACCAUCACCUACGGCAUUGACCCCUACAAGUUCUUCUUCAAUUGCCGUGCCCAGUACGGCGACGUCUUCACCUUCAUCUUGCUCGGCAAGAAGACCACUGUCUGCCUCGGCACUAAGGGCAACGACUUCAUCCUGAACGGCAAGCUCAAGGAUGUCAACGCCGAGGAAAUCUACAGCCCCCUGACCACCCCCGUCUUCGGCACCGAUGUCGUCUACGAUUGCCCCAACUCCAAGCUCAUGGAGCAGAAGAAGUUCGUCAAGUUCGGCUUGACCACCGAUGCCCUCCGCUCCUACGUGUCCGUCAUCGCCGCCGAGACAAAGGACUUUUUCGCAAACUCCAACUGGUUCAAGGGCAAUGCCGGCGAACUCAACGUCCCCAAGGCCAUGGCCGAGUUGACAAUCUACACCGCCAGUCGUUCGCUCCAGGGCAAGGAAGUUCGCGCAAAGUUUGACAGCACCUUCGCCGACCUGUACCACGACCUCGACAUGGGCUUCACNCCCAUCAACUUCAUGCUUCCCUGGGCUCCUCUCCCGCAGAACCGCAAGCGCGAUGCUGCUCAACGCAAGAUGACCGAAACAUACAUGGAGAUUAUCAAGGCCAGACGCGACAGCGGCAAGACAAAGCCCGAAGAUGGCGAGACGGACAUGAUUUGGAACCUGAUGAACUGCGAAUACAAGACUGGCCAGAUGAUCCCUGACAAGGAGAUUGCUCAUAUGAUGAUUGCUUUGCUCAUGGCUGGCCAGCACAGUUCUUCUGCUUCCAUCUCAUGGAUUCUGCUUCGUCUGGCUUCUCGCCCCGACAUUGUCGAGGAAUUGCUUGCCGAACAAAAGGCCGUUCUUGGUGCCGACCUGCCCGAGUUGACCUUUGAGGAUCUCUCUCGCCUGCCUCUCCACUCUCAAGUUGUCAAGGAGACUCUGCGUCUUCACAGCCCUAUCCACAGUAUCAUGCGUGCUGUCAAGUCGCCCAUGCCUGUCGAAGGCACUCCCUACAUCAUUCCCACCACUCACGUCCUGCUCGCCGCCCCUGGUGUUACAUCCAAGUGUUCUGAGUAUUUCCCGGAGCCUGACCUUUGGGAGCCGCAUCGCUGGGACGCUGAGGCUACUGGCAAGUACACAAGCCUCAAGCCUGUCAUUUCUGCCAAUGUCGAAGACGAUGAGAAGACUGACUACGGUUAUGGAUUGGUCUCCAAGGGUGCCAGCUCGCCCUAUCUUCCUUUCGGUGCUGGCAGACAUCGUUGCAUUGGUGAGCAGUUUGCCUAUGUGCAGUUGCAAACCAUUCUGGUGACCAUGGUUCAAUCGUUCAAGUUCCGCAACCUAAACGGUCGCGAGGGUGUUGUUGACACUGACUACUCGUCACUGUUCUCGCGCCCUCUGACACCGGCUUCUAUUCAUUACGAGAAAAGAGUCAACGAGAAAGCA
This is a messenger RNA of Aureobasidium vineae, 3672 nucleotides long. The record is from the annotation of a GenBank genome assembly. Lineage: Eukaryota; Fungi; Ascomycota; Dothideomycetes; Dothideales; Saccotheciaceae.